AUGGCGUCCAUUUCCAUUUCUUCCUCACUUUCAUUCCCUCGUAACCAGCCCACCAAAGCAACCCGUUUCCCCGACCCAUUUCCACAUUUCGGACCCCCAGGCCACCCGGGACAACUCAACAACCCGAACGGGGGAGCUUCCAUGAGCAUCGACAACCUUAAACGUUUCUUCGACCUCAACGUUGGCAACUGUCCGCUUUCUGUCAAUACUUAUGGAGAAGAUGAACUCAUCAGUCUCAUUCAAACGCUGUACAUAAAACAACCUUCAUCAAGCAUAACGAUUUCAGGAUACGAAGAGGAACCAGAAUGGGCUGAAUACAAAGUCAAAGAAACCAAUAUGUUCACUGUGGACAAAUAUCAACAGAUUGGCUUUUUUCCCAAUGAGAGGGCUUUUUCAUUGAGAUAUCAGACUGCUGGCAUGCUAGAAACUGUCUUAAGGCAAGGCGUGUUGGGGGAAGAUGACACUGGAGAAGAAUCACCCAAAAAUCUUAAGCUUCCCUCUCGUCGGCCUGCUAUUGUAUGUGAAAAUUGCCUAUAUUCACAAGAGAAAGACAGGCGAGCAAGAGCAUUUCAUAUCAUGGAUCCAAGAGGCAAUUUGGAUAUGUUUCUUAUCUUCCUUGAGGACAGAGAUAGCGGGGACCUUUUUCCACCUUCACUUGACAGUGAUGUGGAGAGCAUAGACAAGAUUGUGCCAUUUCUUGGUAACUGGAAAGGCCAUUCUGUAACAAAGCGCAGUGGAGUUUAUGGAGCAACAAUUGCUGAAGCUGAUACAGUUGCUUUACUUAAAAUGGAUGACAAGGGUCAGUUAAUCCAGGAUAUUUCUUCAACAUCUGCUGGAAAAACAAUUACGACUAAUGUGCACUGGAUGGGAACCAUGUCGGACAACCUGGUUACAUUUGAUGGAGGAUACCAAUAUACGUUUUUGCCUGGAGGCAUGUACUUGGGAUGCCCUUGCAAUAUUGCAAAGAGUGUUGAAGAGUGGAAGUCAUUCCAUUUGGAGUUUGGUUGGGUUGAAACCCCUGGUAAGAGACAAAGACUGGUUCGAACCUAUGAUGUAGAAGGCUUGGCUGUUUCAUCAACUUAUUUUUCUGAGAUUAAAUUGUGAGUUUCUUGCACUUCAUUGUACCUAAUUUCUUCGGUUGAAUGAGAGAUCCAUAUUUCGGCUCAUGCAAUGUUGGAGAAAGCCCAACUGAUGUAUUAUUUACCUUCCAUUUAUUUAUUGAGUUGGGAGGACAGGAAUUUGUUUAAACUUUAAAUAGAAA
This is a messenger RNA of Pistacia vera, 1261 nucleotides long. RefSeq lists its product as uncharacterized. The transcript has 7 exons. Bases 1 to 1104 code for a protein of 367 amino acids. Gene Ontology annotation, biological process: chloroplast fission. The record is from RefSeq and is a predicted model, not a curated record. NCBI's taxonomy places the organism in Eukaryota, Viridiplantae, Streptophyta, Magnoliopsida, Sapindales, Anacardiaceae.